Molecule: messenger RNA, 576 nt
Organism: Didymosphaeria variabile
Lineage: Eukaryota; Fungi; Ascomycota; Dothideomycetes; Pleosporales; Didymosphaeriaceae
Gene: naa20
Product: N-alpha-acetyltransferase 20
Exons: 2
Coding region: 1-576 (191 amino acids)
Biological process (GO): N-terminal peptidyl-methionine acetylation
Cellular component (GO): NatB complex
Molecular function (GO): protein-N-terminal amino-acid acetyltransferase activity
Source: RefSeq, a predicted model, not a curated record
AUGUCGACCAUCCGCGCGAUGCGCACGUCCGAUCUCCUACGCAUAACAACGACCAACCUCGACCCCUUCACCGAAACCUACAACAUCGGCUUCUACCUCGAAUACCUGACCAAAUGGCCCGACCUAUGCCGCGUAAUUGAAGGCAUCGACGGCGAGAUCGAAGGAUACAUCCUCGGCAAACUCGAAUCCUCCCCCUUCCCACCCGCAGUCCACCCCUACUCGCCGCACACAAAUCCCGACCCAAAUUACCUCCCCUGGCACGGCCACAUCACCGCCCUCACCGUCUCCCCGCGCGCCCGCCGCCUCGGACACGCGACUGCGCUGUCGGACAGUCUGGCCAAGGCAUGCGAUGCCGCCAACGCGUGGUUCGUCGAUCUUUUCGUAAGGGAGAGCAAUGUCGUGGGGAAGCAGCUCUACCACAAGAUGGGGUAUAGUGUGUAUCGCAAGGUCAAGGAUUACUACAAUGAUGGCGAGGAUGCGCUGGAUAUGCGGAUGCCGCUGAGUAGGGAUAAGGAUAGGGCCCAUGUGAGGGAGAAUGGGGAGAAGUUUGAGGUGUUACCGCAGGAUGUGUGGUAA